CUAAAAGAUAACAACGACAAUAGCAACAAGACAGGGCCCAUUGUUGUAAAUAUUUUCAGUGACUGGGCAGCGUAAGUAAUCGAGAUGAAGGUCCAGUUGUAUGAAGAAAUCGUAAGUGAGUUCAAGAAAUUCAAGGGAUUAUCGAGGGACUGCGCUUACAUGCUGAUACAUAAAUACCCAGAUGUUCCUGCAACCGCCAUCCACGGAAUAAUUUCCUCGGAAAUAAGGCUGAAGAUGAUGAGCGCCAGGGGACGACUGUCCUCACGGAACGUCAGCUACCUUGACAAAUACAUGACAGAGACAAAUCGACCAGGCGUACCCACAGGAAUAAUCGUGAGGAUGUCCGCAGCCCUGAACGUAUGCCCGUCCUUCCUCGCCCGUAUGAUACUCGAGGAAUACGUCGAGACUGCCGGUCCCCCAUAUACAAGGGCAGACAUCUCCAAAUACAUGAAGGACACCACGCAUAUCGAUAAUCCUAGACUGGCCCACGAAAUUUAUCUGUGUAUUCUGUACGACGACAGAAAUGGAAUGAUAUCAGACUCGUUUUGCAGUGCCGUUGGCUUUGAGUACGAGGUGAAAUUGGAGAAUUAUCUCCAGGAGAGGAAUAUUCCGUACCUCACUGAGGAGAACCUAAAGGUUCAGGGCUACGACAAAACACCUGAUAUCAAACUGGAGGUUCCCAUUGCUGUUAAUGGCUUCGUAAUCAAUUGGAUCGAGUCCAAGGCAAGAUUCGGCACACCCUCGAUCCACAGGUCACAUCUGAACAAGCAGUACUUCAGCUACUGGAAUAGGUUCGGCCCUGGGCUUGUUAUCUACUGGUUUGGCUUUGUGGAGGAGCUAAUAGAGUCCAUUGAGGACAAAUUUAUUAUUCUGGACCGCUUUCCAGAGGACAUCACCUACAUGAAUCCCCUGAUCGAGCUAGAUAAUUAUCAAUUGGAUACGGAAGAGGAAUCUUAAUAUUUUAGUUUACUAAUUUAGUGGAAAUGUGAGAAUGAUACAUUUGUCAGGUUGUGAUGUUUUUUAACCAAAAGAUUUAUACAUAAAUUUACAAUGUUUUUGUA
Messenger RNA from Diachasmimorpha longicaudata, 1061 nucleotides. Its product is annotated as CDAN1-interacting nuclease 1. The record is from RefSeq and is a predicted model, not a curated record. Bases 85 to 957 code for a protein of 290 amino acids. The transcript has 2 exons. Lineage: Eukaryota; Metazoa; Arthropoda; Insecta; Hymenoptera; Braconidae.